This is a messenger RNA of Xyrauchen texanus (razorback sucker), 2841 nucleotides long. It is a transcript of the gene parn, whose product is annotated as poly(A)-specific ribonuclease (deadenylation nuclease). The record is from RefSeq and is a predicted model, not a curated record. Gene Ontology annotation, biological process: nuclear-transcribed mRNA poly(A) tail shortening. Lineage: Eukaryota; Metazoa; Chordata; Actinopteri; Cypriniformes; Catostomidae. Gene Ontology annotation, cellular component: nucleus; cytoplasm. Gene Ontology annotation, molecular function: RNA binding; metal ion binding; poly(A)-specific ribonuclease activity. The coding region runs from base 65 to 2041 and encodes 658 amino acids. The transcript has 26 exons.
GUGUGUGACAGUGUUUCCGGCGGCGGGGAUUAAAGCUUUCGGCGUGUGUGUGUCAUUGUUUUAUAUGAUGGAAGUCACGAGACAGAAUUUUAAGGAGGUUCUUCCAGAGGUGAGUGUUGCUGUACAGGAGGCGGAUUUCAUCUCUAUAGACGGAGAAUUCACAGGAAUCAGUGAUGGACCGUCAGUCAGUGCUCUGACCAAUGGACUCGACACACCUGAAGAGAGAUACUGCAAACUCAGGAAGCACUCCAUGAACUUCCUGCUUUUCCAGUUUGGCAUCUGCACCUUCAGAUACGACCACAACAAAUCCACAUAUGUCACAAAAGCAUUCAACUUUUAUGUCUUCCCUAAACCCUUCAACCGCACGUCUCCAGAUAUUAAAUUCAUCUGUCAGAGCUCCAGCAUUGACUUCCUGGCCAGUCAGGGAUUCGACUUCAACAAAGUCUUCCGCAGCGGGAUUCCGUAUCUGACCCAGGAGGAGGAGUCUCAGCUGAGGGAGCAGUAUGAGGAGAGACGGAGUCAGAUCAAUGGCUCGGGACCGCCCACUUACACGCCCACAUCCAGCACGAGCGUCCAGCACAUACCUGAAGAGCAGAGAGAGUUUAUAAAGCUGGUGGAGAAGAAGGUUGAAGAUCUUUUGAAGAAUUCGGAGAAAUCUCUGGACCUGGAGCCGUGCACGGGUUUUCAGAGGAAACUCAUCUAUCAGACCCUCAACUCGAAAUAUUCUAAAGGACUUCACGUGGAGACACUGGAGACAGACAAGAAGGAGCGUUUCAUUCAGAUCAGUAAAGUAGAUGAUGAGGAGAGGAAGAGCAGAGAACAACAGAAACAACAGCGAGAACAGGAAGAGCUGAAUGAUGCAGUGGGAUUCUCCAGGGUGAUUCGUGUCAUCUCAAAGUCUGGUAAACUGGUUGUUGGACACAACAUGUUGCUGGACGUGAUGCACACUAUCCAUCAGUUCAGCGGGCCGCUGCCGGAGGAGCUGGAUGACUUUAAGGAUGUGGCGAUGUCGGUGUUUCCCAGACUGUUAGACACGAAACUGAUGGCGUCCACACAGCCGUUUAAAGAGAUCAUUCACAACACAUCUCUGGCUGAACUACACAAACAGCUGAGAGGGAAACCCUUCAAAUCACCUGCAACAGAGUGCCCCGAAGGCUUUCAGAGUUACGACACAUCCACAGAACAGCUUCAUGAAGCAGGUUAUGAUGCGUACAUCACUGGCCUGUGUUUCAUCUCCAUGGCAAACUUCCUGGGUACUUUUCUUACUCCUCCAACGAGUUACAUCUCCGCUUGCUCCAAACUCCUCGAGCCCUUCUACAACAAAUUGUUCCUGAUGAGGGUGAUUGACAUUCCCUACCUGAACAUGAGUGGACCCGACUUGCAGCCCAAGAGAGAUCACGUUCUGUACGUCACAUUCCCUAAAGAAUGGAAAACGAGUGACCUGUACCAACUCUUCAGCGCCUUCGGUAACAUCCAGGUGUCGUGGAUUGAUGACACGUCAGCCUUUGUUUGUCUCAGCCAGACAGAACAAGUCCAGAUAGCCAUGAACACUAGUCGUUACGCUGAGAGUUACCGUAUCCAGACAUACGCUGAGUAUUUACAGUCCAAACAGAAGAACACACAUACUAACAGGAAGUGGGCUAAUGACGGGUGGGCAGAUACUUCCUACGGUGCUGCUGCCAUGACGACCACCUCUAGCUUCAGCCGGUUACAGGCAGUGAAGAGGAGCAUCAGUCCGUCUGUAGAUGAUCAGAACUGUAAUGCUGACAGCAGCUGGAGCGACUACAGCAACAAAAAGAAGAUGAAAAUAGAAGGUGUCGAAGGGUGUUCACAAUCAUACACUGAAGCGACAGGCAAUUGGCUGGGACUCCAGCCAGAUGAAGGCGGGACACCUGUGAGCCCACUUCAGGAAGAGGCGGAGCCCGAGGACUUGUCAGCCAAUCAGAGUCAAGGCAAAAGGAGUAACAAGAAGCACAAGAAGAGGAAGUCAGAUGCUUCUGAAACGCCGCCGGCGCUCUUCGAUGUUCCUCAGGUUUGGUAGCGAGAACAGCCAAUUAAAACACUCUCUCAGUCCAGGUGUAAUCAACAGCCAAUCAGAAGACUGCACUUCUAAAUGUGUCACAGCAGCUCGAUGUGCCGUCUGUGACCUCCCGUGACCUCUCCUCACGUGUGUGGGGCUGAAGUUCACUAAGCCACUUCCUGUGUGUGUGUAUUUUAACACCCAUGUUUCCCUCGUUUUAAGUGUGUAUCGUCAGUGAGGUGUUUCGUGUCCUGCAGGUGAAUUUUAUACCUCAUGAGGGCCGUUCUGUCUUUAUUUCUGAUUAACCAUGAGAAAAAGUGUCAAAGAAUGUUUAACGCUAUGAGGAAUGUGAAUGUUGUAUUUUGUACGGUGAAAUGUUCCCUUUUCCAGGGGAGAUCAAAUUAAAGAAUCUUUCUUAGUACGUCUGUUUCAUUUUCCAUCAUGAGCGACGGGUUCAGGGGUCCCACACUUCUGUCAAAUUACAUGACUUCACCACCAGCAAACGUUAAAAAUCAUGUUCCGAUUCAUUAAUGAAUCAUUCAGCGCUGUGAACGAACUGAAAAUAAAGUUCUUCUGUUCACGAGCUCUAGAGAGGACCUUUCUGAUAUUUAAGAUUUUCCUGAACCGUUUGAAUCUUCUGCUUUGAGUCGUCACUAAUCAACUGUAUCCAUAGAUUUGUUACAAUAAUAUAUUAAAGCAUUUAAUGUCACUGUACAUCUAACUCAAGGUAAACGGGUUGUGCGGGAAAGCUGAAAUAUUGAGUUAAUCCUCUGGAGUCGAUGAUCACGCAUGGAUUAAUUUAAAAUACUCCGUCAUGGUCA